This is a messenger RNA of Postia placenta MAD-698-R-SB12, 516 nucleotides long. RefSeq lists its product as hypothetical. The transcript is spliced from 5 exons. The record is from RefSeq and is a predicted model, not a curated record. Gene Ontology annotation, molecular function: heme binding; monooxygenase activity; oxidoreductase activity, acting on paired donors, with incorporation or reduction of molecular oxygen. Lineage: Eukaryota; Fungi; Basidiomycota; Agaricomycetes; Polyporales; Adustoporiaceae. The coding region runs from base 1 to 516 and encodes 171 amino acids.
AUGACUGCUUUCGUAGUGCAAUACCUCCCGAGUUGGAUCCCCGGAAUGGGCUUUAAGACUCUGGCCAAGGUGUACAGAGAGCAAUUCUUACGCUUGUGCCAUGAACCGUACGCCUCUGUGAAGGAACAAGUUGCCAAAGGAACCGCCCCGCCUUUGCUGGCAGCGAGGCUGAUUGAGAAAAAUAGCGAUCCCACACCGGCAGAAGAAUGGUUCUAUGAUACUGCGGUAAUGCAGUUUUACGCAGCGGGGGCAGACACAACUGUCUCUGCCCUUGAAACGUUCUACCUAAUCAUGAGUUUGUAUCCAGAAUUCCAGAAGAAGGCACAGGCGGAAUUGGAUGGCGUUGUCCAGCCGGGCUGCCUGCUAGAGUUCAAUGAUCGAGCGAACCUGCCACACUUCGACGCAGUGCUGAAAGAGAUUUAUCGGUGGAAUCCUACAGUACCGAUCGCCAUACCCCAUCGGGUCACGCAAGACGAUGUCUACAACGGAUUCAUACUCCGGCUGGCGCUACGAUGA